Molecule: messenger RNA, 231 nt
Organism: Racocetra fulgida
Lineage: Eukaryota; Fungi; Glomeromycota; Glomeromycetes; Diversisporales; Gigasporaceae
Source: the annotation of a GenBank genome assembly
AUGAAUUGCAAAGGUGAAGAAAAUGAUGAAGGCAAAGGUGAAGAAAAUAAUGAAGGCGAAGGUGAAGAAAAUGAUGAAGGUGAAGGUGAAGAAAACAAUGAAUAUGAAGGCAAAGAUGAAGAUAUAUUUUCAAGAGGUGAGUUGGAUUCUGACGAUAAGCUAGGCGCUAAAAAUAUAGCAGAUCAUAAAGUGUUGGAUAUAGACACAAUAGAUAUCGAUGCGAUGAAGUAA